Molecule: messenger RNA, 3632 nt
Organism: Panicum virgatum (switchgrass)
Lineage: Eukaryota; Viridiplantae; Streptophyta; Magnoliopsida; Poales; Poaceae
Exons: 2
Coding region: 2714-3319 (201 amino acids)
Source: RefSeq, a predicted model, not a curated record
GUGAGGACUGAGGAGGGUGCUUGCAAGUCAGUCAACGGGCUCCCGCCCGCUCGAAUGAGCAGAGCUGCUUCUUCUGCAUCUAGCUCGCCCCUCUGCAUCGCCAUGCUCGCCGAGAUCUGCUGCUAUCCCCACCGGAGAUGAGCGUCACGGCGGUCGGGUGCCAUCGCCUGAGCUGAGCUGAGCUCCUCUUCUGCCGCUCGUGCCGUGGCAAUUGGCAACACCAGGUUUGUCUGCUAUCCCAAGACUCGUCAUGCUGUGCAAAGCUGCUGUUUCUCUGCCCUUUUUGCUUGCCUCAUCUUUUUUUUUUUUGACAAAAUCUAGUAGGUCACUUUGUAUACGAGUAGUUUCUGCCGAGCAACGCAAUCCCUCGCUAGAGCCACUUCGAUCGCCGGUAGAUCUUUUCAAGUCGUGUUACUGUGUUAGGGAGCAACGAGGCAGCUCUUGGAAAAAAAGGAAAGAAUAAACAUGCAUAAAUUAAAGCUACCCCAGAUCUGACUCUUCGCAGCCAAAGGUGCGUGUUAGUGUGUUACAGUAGUAGGUACACUGAUUAACAAUGCAGAAUUUCCAGUCGCUGUCAUAGAGCCGUAUAUGGUACCUUGAGAUCUGCUGCUUCAUCUGCUGAUAAAAAGUGGAAAUGUGGUUGUUGUUGUUGUCGUCAUCGUUGUUUUCUUAAAAAAGAUGCUAAAUUUGACAUGAGUGUUUUAAAAGACUCCAAGACAUGAAUUCUAGUGUCUUAGUUUGUGCUUUAUGAUCAGAACUGUGUAGGGUAAGGAACAAAAGUGCCGUGUUUUAUAGCCUGCCAACACAUGAUUUUUUUUCCUUGUACCUUGUUACGGCUAGUUUAUACAACAUUAAUUGCAACGUUUUGGGUUCUUUUUUCUUUUUGAAAAGACGGCGUAAUUAAUAUUAGAGCACUAUAGCCUGCCAUCAGUGGCGGAGCUACGUGAGCUCAUCGGGGUCGCGGGACCCCGACGAAAUCUGUGAAACCCCACGUAAACUACUUUAGAUCUCUGCAUUCGAUCCCGACGUCCUAAUGGAGCCGACCGGUGGCACAAUCGUUUGGCUUCGCCCCUGCCUGCCAUAACACCAACUUUUUCUUAGCAUAAAUUUAGAUAUAGCCUGAGCCACAAAUGUUGAAGCUUUUUUUUUGAACCACAAAUCUUAAAGUUAUUUGACUGAAACUACCUAACACUUUUUUUUAAGAAAUUACCUAAAACUAUGCAGAGCUCUAGCAUGCAUGGUACACAAGGCUUGGCAGAGCAAAAAAGACCCAGUAUGUUCCGAAGGGGCCGCUGGGCUCCCCUCAUGAUAAAGUUGGGCUCUGUGCUAGGAGGCGGGCUAAAAGGAAAAUGGGUGGGUGGGUGGAUUGACCCCUAGGCUGGGCUGCUCCUAGCACAGCGCAAUUUCACUCAGCUAUUACUAUUAGGCAAGCAUGCUGCGCUUAACCGUUUCAGCCUCCCCAAGUUGCUUCUCAUGUUCCUCAAUCGUUCCGGGAAAAGUUUGGGCAGAUACCCCGAGUGUGGGUGGGCAUAAUUAACCGAGAACCGAACGAAAUAACCGAAAUUAAAAAAUUGGUUUUUUAUUCGGUUCCAGAAACCAUGGAUCCGAAAUAACCAAAAGAAAUUUGAUUCCGACUCUGGGUAAAUCCUCUGUUCCUAAAAUUUUUUUAGAACCGAUCGGUUUCUAUUUUUCAGGAACCGAAUUUGUUGAAAAAUUAAGAAACCGAACCGACCGAAGAACCGAAUGCCCACCCGAGCCCCAAGUCCUGAGAAAUGCAUGUCCAAUUUGCAUGUUGCAAGAAACAACAGCUAGCUUUACACGUGCUGGCAGUUCACCGCUUGGUUAGUGGGUUUCUUUCAGCUUAUAUUUGGUUGAUUUUGAAGGUUAGAUUUUUAAAAAUCUAAAAAUCAGAUGACUCCUAGAAUCCAUAAUGAGAGUUAUUUAACUUUUGGAUUUAUCAAAAUCUUCAAAAUUGGUAAGAAUCUGGAACAAUUGGGGCUAAUGAUGAGUCAGGAAGAUUUGUCCCGAAUCUUUCAGUGUCACUCCAUUCCCUUACCCUGUUCCGUUUGAGUUAUACAGCGUACUCCCUCCGUCCCAAAAAAUAAGUCAUCCUAGAAAUUCUAGGACAACUUAACAAGAAGGUAAAAUGACCAUGUUUGCCCUUGUAUAUUAUUCAUAUUUGGCACUAAUUGAUUCUUGUAUGCGUAUGCACUUUCUAAAUAGAGUAGAAUGACUUGUUUUUUGGGACAAAUUUUGAAUCCUAAGGUGACUUUUUUUUGGGACGAAAGGAGCAGGCGUUUAUCCGUUUGGCAUCACUGACUGUCUGGAACCAGUAAAAAGCAGCUCGAGCGAAGCUUCCGUCGUGGUUCGGGAAGCCAAUGCAAGGCUAUUGCUUUCCAAUUUGCACUGACACCAUCACGGCAUCCCAGCACACGUAGCCUCGCCACCAAAGACAAAACACUCGGUAAAGCGGGGGGCAUGGCCGGCUCCCAGCGCGUUCACCUAUCCCCCGGUUUCACACGAGCACACGCAGCGUCGUCGCACGCGCGCCACGCCAAAAAGCAACACGCCCUCGCUGCCAUCGCCCUUCUUCUCCCUCUUGCUAUAUAAUCUCCUCUUCCCCCUCGCCAUCAACCACCCUCUCGCCCCUGCUCAAAGUCGUUAAACACUAGCUCAGCCAAGGCGGCCUCAAGAUCCUGCCUGGCUGAACACCAUGGCGAGAGCUGCUUUCACCGCCGCCUUCGCCGACCUGUGGGCGGCGAUCACCGCCAUCCAGCUCUACGACCUCCUCAACCUGCAGCCAGGUGCGGGUGCUAGUGCUACUACACCAUCCGCUCAAGCCUCCGCGUCCGUCGGCGACUUCCAGAUCUUCCAGAUGUUGGUCGCGGCGGGAGGUCUCUACGCCGCCGUGGCGCUCAUUUACCGCCACGUCCACCAAGCCGAAGCCGCGGCCGCAGCGGGCGCCGGCAACCGCCGCCGCCUGUCGGGCGGCGUGGUCGUCCUCUUAAUCGCAGCGGUUAGCCUGCUCGAGUUUUCCCUGUUCGUGCAGGAGGGCGCCAGCGCCGUCGACGUCGUGGGCGCGCUCGGCCUGGCCGCUUUCCGCGCGUUGCCAGCUGCCGCGACGGCGACGUUCUUUUGGGGGAUGGUGCUCAUGCUCAUCGUCGUCGCACACGUCCGCACCGGCGGAGAAGGAGAAGGCGGCGCCCUCGUCGGAGAAGGGCAGAUCCAGGCAACCGUGCAGCUUGCCACAGAGAUGGCGUUCGCCGCGGCGGCAGCACUCGUCUGUCUGAUGACCAUGGCUCUGUAUGCCAAAUACUAGAACGAAGCUGGAGAUGUGCUGGUUGGGUUUUGGGUACAGUCAAAGAUUCAUCUUGGGCGCCAGCAUUGUCUUCUACGGAGCAUAUAUACGUGCAUCUCGGCAAUAAAUUUUGGCCUGUGUGUAAUUAAUUAUAAUACGAAUGUACUGAAUAUUUCUGUGCUGCUUGCUUGGGACUACAUGAGUAGAGUGAGGGAUGGUACUUUGAACUUAUGCGCCUGUUUUAACCGGAAUGUCUAUGCCUUCUAUAAUCAUUCGAAGCUAUCAGGAUAUGGUUAUGUGUGGAUUAAUAUGGUGAAAGUUUUUAUCUGGUGCA